Racocetra fulgida is the source of this 860-nucleotide messenger RNA. The record is from the annotation of a GenBank genome assembly. NCBI's taxonomy places the organism in Eukaryota, Fungi, Glomeromycota, Glomeromycetes, Diversisporales, Gigasporaceae.
AAGCCACUUAUGGCUCUCACAACUAUGAGGACGUUCUACGCGCCGUUCCUCUAAUAUUCUACGUGAAUGUUGUGAAUCAUCGACAGCAUAAUGAGGAAGUCAACAUUUUCUGGAACGAAAUCGAACAUACGUGUCUAGAGCAGGAAGGAACUUUGCGAACAACACAAGAUAUGAUGGAGAACAUGGCCGAGGAGACAGUAGAAGAAGCCGAGAAUGCAAGCAAGCGAUUACAUUCCGAGUUCUCGAGAUGUGAACAAAAUGAGGAAGGAUUCUCAACCUCACCAAAUGAGGUCAAUUCAAAGAUAAUGUUGGAAGCUUUUGAUGAAAAUGUUGCGUCGGAUCUGAAAGAGAAAGCUCAACGAUCUACCACACCUUUUCUGCCGAAAAAACGUGCGCGCAACACACAGCAAGAGGCUGAAAAAGAUGUUACAGAUGAAGAUUUAGCGAAUUCAGUGAUUGAUACCUCCAACACUUUCGGCAAAGUUGAAUUUCCGUCAUAUUAUAGUAAACUUAAAUCUAUCUGGAACAAUCAAGAUGCUACGAACUAUCAUGUUAUCGAUUUAGGGGAUAAAGAUACAUUAUAUCAGGUUCAUGACCUUUUAGAUGAGGAUGAGUUGAAAGCGUUGUUUAAAAGGUUAAUGUUGGAUGAUGAAGAUAUGCACAUAAAUGAAAAGGCACGUAAAUAUAUAGAGCUGUUUGAUCAGAUUAUGGAGGAAGAGAAUUUGGAAGAUAUUUGUGAUGACGAAGUUGUGGACGAAGUAGCUGGCAGUGAUCUUGUAGAUGAAAAUAAUGAAGAGACAAAAAAUAUGGAAGGAGAUAACGAAAAGUUUAACAAAUCAAUUGCUAAAAUGAAGGAAAUC